GUUGGAAAAGGGGUGAGCCGCUUCCGGUUACCGGUUCCUGCCGGAGGGGUUAGAACAGAACACUUCCGGUGCCCUUUCUCCCUCCUCCUGUAGCGGCAACGUGGGGGCAGCGCCCGACCGAACUCCCCAUGGCCCAGAACCUGAAGGACUUGGCGGGACGUCUCCCCGCCGGGCCGCGCGGGAUGGGCACCGCCCUCAAGCUGCUGCUGGGAGCCGGUGCCGUCGCCUACGGGGUCCGCGAGUCGGUCUUCACCGUGGAAGGAGGCCAGAGGGCAAUAUUCUUCAACCGCAUUGGUGGGAUCCAGCCAGACACGAUCCUGGCCGAGGGGUUGCACUUCAGAAUCCCCUGGUUUCAGUAUCCAAUAAUUUAUGAUAUCCGAGCUCGACCCCGAAAAAUCUCCUCCCCAACAGGCUCCAAAGAUCUGCAGAUGGUGAACAUCUCUCUGCGUGUCCUUUCACGCCCCAAUGCUGCAGAGCUGCCCAAAAUGUACCAGCGUCUGGGUCUGGACUAUGAGGAGCGGGUCCUUCCUUCCAUCGUCAACGAGGUGCUCAAAAGUGUUGUGGCCAAGUUCAAUGCUUCACAACUCAUCACUCAACGAGCUCAGGUCUCUCUGCUAAUCCGACGGGAACUGACAGAGCGAGCCAAGGAUUUCAGCCUCAUCUUGGAUGAUGUGGCCAUCACCGAGCUAAGUUUCAGCCGCGAGUACACAGCGGCUGUUGAGGCUAAGCAAGUGGCCCAGCAAGAGGCCCAGCGAGCCCAGUUCCUGGUGGAGAAGGCCAAGCAGGAACAGAAGCAGAAGAUUGUCCAGGCAGAGGGGGAAGCCACAGCUGCCAAGAUGAUUGGUGAAGCCUUGAGCAAGAACCCAGGCUAUAUCAAGCUGCGCAAGAUCCGAGCUGCCCAAAACAUCUCCAAGACAAUUGCGGCGUCGCAGAACCGUGUGUAUCUCACAGCUGAUAACUUACAGUUGAACCUACAGGAUGAGGGCUUCACCAGGUAAAGGGGGGGCGGGGGGGAGUGUCAUAGAGGCUCCAAAUAGCUCCAGAAGAUGGAUUCCUCCCUCAAACUCACUCCCUCUCUAUGUGAAUGUUAAAGGUGUUCUGAGCCCCAGAGUUACCCCUCUGGAGCUCUGUCCCUCUGAAUCACAUUUCUCUUGAGUGGGGUGAGUGGAUAGCAUGGGAGGGCCUUGGUUAUAUUUCUAAAGCUUGGGAUUCAAAUCAAGUUAAAUCUAAUUGUUUUUCUCUUUUCUCUUUUGUGGCUGCCUCUCCUGAUAUGCAGAGGAAGUGACAGCCUCCUGACCAAACCGGGGAAGAAAUGAAACUGCUAGAACCAUUCACACCAACUGACAGAGCAAGAUGUGGACCAUACUCUUUCGUGCUGCCCUCCUCUGGCCAGUAGGGGACGCACUUGUUCUGUGAGGAAACAAGAAGAAAAGGUGAAGACUAAAACAAGGAGGCUAACAGAGAAGAAAAAGCCCUAGGGAGAAAGGAAAAGGUACACGUAGGAUCCGGACACCUCCUCAAUUCCAGUCUUCUUGAAAUGCUCCACUAGGUCUGCCAAGCUGUCAAACAUCUCAGCACCUCCGACUGUGUAUCUCCCAUUCUGGAGAGAGUAAAGCUGUGUUAUUCACAUCCCCUAAUGGA
Molecule: messenger RNA, 1641 nt
Organism: Caretta caretta (loggerhead turtle)
Lineage: Eukaryota; Metazoa; Chordata; Testudines; Cheloniidae
Gene: PHB2
Product: prohibitin 2
Biological process (GO): mitochondrion organization
Cellular component (GO): membrane; mitochondrion
Source: RefSeq, a predicted model, not a curated record